Molecule: messenger RNA, 1420 nt
Organism: Anopheles stephensi (Asian malaria mosquito)
Lineage: Eukaryota; Metazoa; Arthropoda; Insecta; Diptera; Culicidae
Gene: Manf
Product: mesencephalic astrocyte-derived neurotrophic factor homolog
Exons: 4
Coding region: 397-942 (181 amino acids)
Biological process (GO): neuron projection development; dopaminergic neuron differentiation
Cellular component (GO): endoplasmic reticulum
Source: RefSeq, a predicted model, not a curated record
UUUUUUGUUCCGGUUAUCGUUAUCCGGCUCUGGCAGCACUGUCAACCGAAUUUGCUACUUGGGAGCUGUCUGCCAAUUCGACAGGUACACGUCGUCUUUGGCGUUCCGUUAUAUUUGUAGCCGGGAAGGAAUCUGAAAUCCGUGACGAUACCAAAUCACAUUUGGCCACGGUUCGUUUCCACUUUCUCAGCUGCCCCUUAAACAUUGCACGAUCGGGAUCGCAUACGGGAGUUGUGCCGUGCUCAGAAGGAAGUGGGACACGUACAAGAGACGCGAGCAAAAGCGCACCGGGUCUACUACAGGAUACCCUUUGCGGAAAGACGAGAUCACAGAAGAGGCUAGCCGUAUCAUAUAAUUAAGGAACCAAACAUCCACCCCCCAAUCUACUCACACGGGAUGGCGGAACGUAGUAGCCUUUUAAAUGGCCGAUUAGUGGUGCUGGGCACAGUUGGUCUGAUAUUGUUCCUGCUUCCAGCGGCCAUCGCCCUGAAGGAAGGAGAAUGUGAGGUCUGCGUGAAGACGGUAAACACGUUCGUGGAAACACUCUCGGACGAGACGAAAAAGGACACCAAACGGAUAGAGGACGAGUUCCGGGGCUUUUGUAAAAAGGCCAAAAACAAGGAGCAGCGUUUCUGCUACUACCUGGGUGGGGUGGAAGAUUCUGCUACCGGUAUUUUGGGUGAGCUAUCGAAACCAAUCAGUUGGUCGAUGCCGGCCGAAAAAAUCUGCGAAAAGCUGAAGAAGAAGGACGCACAAAUCUGUGAUUUACGAUACGAUAAACAAAUCGACCUCACGACGGUCGAUCUGAAGAAGCUGAAGGUGCGCGAUCUCAAGAAGAUUCUUUCCGACUGGGACGAGGAAUGUGACGGGUGCCUGGAAAAGACUGAUUUCAUCAAGCGCAUCGAGGAGCUGAAGCACAAGUACGUGAAAACGGAACUGUAACAACGUCACCGUUUGCCACGAUGGAUCUCGGGUUUGCUCAUCAUCCGUUGCCUACGCCGUUGCUACCGUCUACUACCACUACUACAACCGUCGUCAUCAUGCUCCAUCAGCAACGCCUACUAUAAGUUUGGCAAGGGCGAUUCACAUCGCUGGAAUGGGUAUUUAUUUGUGUGUGUUUUUUUUAAAUCGUCGCCACCACUGUCUUCUUCGGAGGUGUGAACCCCAGAUACCGGGGGGUUGAUGUAAUUUCUCGACCCACAAAAGCGCCCACCGCACUAUCGUUGGCAGCGUUCUAUGGUGGAUACGCAGAACGGAGGACGGAAGGGCAUUAUUAAAAGGGAAAAGGCAAUUCUCUUAAGCAACAGCAAGUAAAUGUAUAGAACAAGACACACUUGGAGCUAUCCACGAAAGCGUAGUACGUAUGUUCGGAUUGUGAAGAAGAAAAAAAGUGAAAAUAAACCGUUCUAAAUGAAUUAAA